Molecule: messenger RNA, 1198 nt
Organism: Eupeodes corollae
Lineage: Eukaryota; Metazoa; Arthropoda; Insecta; Diptera; Syrphidae
Exons: 4
Coding region: 219-1067 (282 amino acids)
Source: RefSeq, a predicted model, not a curated record
UUUUAUCUUUGCUUCUUUGCGUUUGCAUAAUUUUCGAGCUAGUCAAAAAAAAUGCAAAAAUGUCAAAAAAUUAAGCGAUUUACGCUUUUUUAUAGCCGCUAAAUGUUUACCUAACGUUAAUUUUUGGAUAACUAAUUUGAGUGUUUUGUGUUUUUCAUCCAAAUUAAGUUUUCCAAAUAGAUUAAACUUCUCUUCUUAUAUAAUUAAUUGAUCUCUAAAUGAUGUCCAUUCAUUCUUGUGCUGAACCUGCACUUCAAAACACCGAAUUUAAAUGGACUCAUUCAGCAAAUUGGCUUCUAAUAAACAGUUAUCUCGAUUUGAAAGACGAAUUCCGUGAUCCGAGGAUUAGGAAGAAGGAUUUAUGGAUUCAAAUUUCGGAGAAGUUCCGUGAUGUUGGCUACGAAAUUCCCUACGAUUUAUUGGAUAAAAAGUUCCGCAAUCUAAAAUCAACUUAUUUUCAAGUUAAAGAAAGAAACCAACAUUCCUCACAUAAAUCCAUCAAAUGGGAAUAUUAUAAAGUUUUCGAUGAGCUGUUGAAGGGCGAUGAAGCUGCCGCAGCUAAUUUCGCAACUGUCAAUGACCCCCGUUUGUCCAACUUACGGUCUUCGGGUUUUGUUCCUAUUGACAGCAGGAAACGAAAACGACCUUUUCCAUCAAGCAUGACAAAAACUGGUAAUGGAACUCUUAAGUACGUUACAAUUGAACCUGCUGCUUCUAUGGAUGAUUUCGUUGCAGACGAUUCGAGUGAACCACCACGAGGGGAUAAGAAGCUCUCGGAAUUAGACGACAAUAUUAUAGAAGAUUCUCAAGACGGGACGUUUGCAUAUGAAUAUGAUGAACACGAGAAUUAUGGAAAUACAAACCGGGAAUCGGUGUCCUCCGGCAAUAAGAUCAACAUGGAGAACCUCGAAGCUCGGAAGCUGCAUGCCGAAACGAGGUAUUACAACAAAAAGGCCGAUUAUUUUGAAAAGCAAACUGUGUGUCUGGAUAUUCAGAGGAAGCUGAUGUUGAUGCAGGCUCAUAAGUUGAAGCUCGAAAUAGAACAAAUGAGGAACGAUAUAAAGUAAUGGGUAAGCUAGGUGAUUAGGUUUUUGGGUAAAUUCAAGACUAGCUCAGAGUACUCAGGGUAUCUCAUAAGUAGAUCAGUAAAUAAGAAGAAUGAACAAAAUGGUUUUAAUAAAUUUUUACCAAACACAAA